CUGAUCAGCAGCCAGGAAAGGAAAGUGUCUAUUUUUUUACAGCUCUAUUUAAUGAUGCUGGACCCCCCUCCUGUCAACACACACACACACACACACACACACACACACACAAUCAGUUUUUACACACACAUUGAGUCACUUAAGAUACCUCUCGGUGUAAGAUUUAUAGGCGUAGUGAUUGGCUUCAUCACCCCCCUCCACCAUUCUGCGGCACUGCCAUUUGCAAUGGUUGAUGAGCCCCUCCGCCCUCUCAAACAUGGCCGUCUAAGGGAUUGGGGGUGGGGGAAAGGAGUAAAAAGGAGGGUGGGUGGCGUAAGGCACGCUGUCUCGGAUCACUCCACCUCCUCCAUCAUCUGCUCAUGCUAUCCCUACACCGCUUUCAGCCGCCGCUGAAGGUCACUCUUCAAGCUUCCUCGUUCACGUUCUGAAGCCCGCUCCCCCAAAGCCUCUUCACCUAUGUCACUUUCCGCUAAAAAAAAGUGAGUGAAUGGGCUCCCAUACUUUAUAGUGCUGCGUCAAAAGAGGCGGAGUGGAGGAAGAGGAUUCAAUUUUUUUGGGCCCGGCAUCAGGGGGUGGGGACGUGACGCGGUGGAGGGAAGGAGGCCACCCAUUGGCCGAGCAAGGCGUCAGUCCUGCGCGCUGCUGCAGACGGACAGGCCACUCGAUGAAUAUGGAUGAGAGCAGUGAAAAGGGUGAUGCGGCAGGGAAGACCCCCCCCUUCCUUCAAACCGAUGCAGGCUUGAACAAUGCGUGCCGUCUUUCACUGAAAACACUGAGAGCCUGCAUUAGCAUUUUCUCAGACAAUUGAGGCUCUGGCCAGCUGCAGGCAUGGCUCGGAUGCUGCGGUGAAAUCUAUUUCUCCUGCACCCACUGAUGAAUUAGACCUCGGUGAAAAAAGUCGACCGGCCGCAUUCCUCAACACUACCACUGCACCUAUGCCGAGGCUAAUGUUAAGAUCCCCUUUAGAGAUUGUGCCCCGGCAUUGAUGGCGAUCUGACAGAGGACUUGAGCAGCAGCAGAUCUCAGAAUGGAGGAGGGCGAGUACUUCUUGAAGGUGCUGAUCCCCAGCUAUGCAGCCGGCUCUAUAAUUGGCAAGGGCGGCCAGACCAUCGUACAACUGCAGAAAGAGACGGGUGCCACCAUUAAGCUGUCCAAAUCCAAAGACUUCUACCCAGGAACAACAGAACGCGUCUGUCUGAUACAGGGUACAGUCGAAGCACUCAAUGGCGUCCACAACUUCAUCGCAGAGAAAGUCCGGGAGAUGCCCCAGAGCGCCCAGAAACCAGAACCAGUCAGCAUACUGCAGCCACAGACCACAGUCAACCCCGACCGAGUCAAACAGGCCAAAUUGAUCGUGCCCAAUAGCACUGCUGGGCUUAUCAUUGGAAAAGGCGGAGCCACAGUGAAAGCAGUGAUGGAGCAGUCAGGGGCGUGGGUGCAGCUCUCCCAGAAGCCAGAGGGCAUCAACCUGCAGGAGCGCGUGGUGACCAUCAGUGGGGAACCCGAACAGAACCGCAAAGCUGUGGAGAUCAUAGUACAAAAGAUACAGGAGGACCCUCAGAGCAGCAGCUGCCUCAACAUCAGCUACUCCAACGUCUCGGGCCCAGUGGCCAACUCCAACCCCACCGGCUCACCCUACGCUAACACGGCAGAGGUAAUGCCCAACGCCGCUGCAGCCGCCGCUACUGCCUCCAGCCUCCUGGGCCAGGCCGGCUUGACGGGAAUGGGGGCCUUCCCCGCCACCAUGUCCAGCUUCUCCGGCAACGACCUGUUGGCCAUCACCUCAGCUCUCAACACUCUGGCCAGCUACGGCUACAACACUAACACCCUGGGCCUCGGCCUCAACCCUGCAGCUGCAUCUGGGGUCCUCGCUGCAGUAGCAGCUAGUGCUAACCCAGCCGCUGCUGCUGCAGCUAACCUGCUGGCCUCUUAUGCUAGCGAUGCCUCCAGCGGUGCAGGCCACCCUGCAGCAGGCCUGGGGGGCUUCUCCCUGGGUUCUCUUGCAGCUGCGACAGGGGCUUCCAAUGGUUACCUAAAUGCUUCUUCCCCACUGAUGGCCUCCUCCCUGUUGGCGACAGAGAAGCUGGGAGACGGGGCCAAGGACGUGGUUGAGAUCGCUGUGCCCGAGAAUCUGGUCGGCGCCAUUUUAGGGAAAGGAGGGAAAACGCUGGUAGAGUACCAGGAGCUAACAGGAGCCCGCAUCCAGAUCUCCAAAAAGGGAGAGUUCAUUCCUGGUACUCGGAACCGUAAAGUUACCAUAACAGGGUCGCCAGCCGCUACGCAAGCAGCACAGUAUCUGAUCAGCCAGCGGAUCACCUACGAGCAGGGCGUGCGCGCUACCAACCCACAAAAGGUGGGCUAAAAAGAAAAAGAAGAGGAAAGGAUGAAGACAGAGAUAGAAGGGAAUCGAGAGGGUCACGAUGAAUUGAAAAAAAAAAAAGAAAAGUCCAAAUAUCUGUUCAAUAUUUCAGUAUCAAAUGAGAGAAUCACAAAGGAGGAGGUGGGGGAGACAACCAAGAUAAGUGUGUGUGAUAUGUGAAUGUGUUUUUAGGACUGAUGUCCUGAUGUUUUUUAAAAGUUUGUGUCGAGUCCUUUUGACGAUGGCGAUCAGAGUAAGCUGGACUGGUCCACUGCCAAGCUGCAGAUUCAAGGGUGAGGCCGCAGGGCUUCACCCGCCUCCAAAACCUCAUAGCUCUUUUGUUUUGUUUUUGAUCUGAUUGGGUUUUUCUUGGUUUUGAAUUUCAGUUUUGCAAAGCCUCGGCUCCCGGUGAGUUGAGCGUGUCAGAAAAAGUUCCAGCCUGCUGUUUCACAAACCUUUGCUCUUUUUGUACAAUGCAGAACGCAUUGUUAACAGCAGAGGUUUUACGACAAGCACCUGAGGUCACCUCAGUCCAUAAGGGAAGCAAUCUUGAGUAUAAUUUCUUGAGACAUCACGUCUAUGUUGACAUAUGUUGAAUUCUGGCUCAUAUCAUAAUUGACGUUUCUAAAUUUGGGUAUUUUAUACUUCCAUCCUUUAUUUAUUGACAUGGUCUCAUUUAAACACAAAUAGAUAAUUUAAACCUGUGAACGCAGGUUGAUCUGAAUGUAAAAACAAUAUUAGCCUAUUGCUAUUUUUUAUUUACAGGGAUCAAAUAUUGUGUUGCAGUGAACGAAUUGUAUAACUCUGUAAACCCAGUCUGAACUUGACUGUUGCUGUUCUGCAAGUAUAGUUCAGGGGUUAAAUAAUCAAUGUGAGAGGACAGAGGAGACACACAGGAAUGUAUACAUAUAUUUUACAUGAGAACAAACAUGCUCCCAGAAAAAAAAAAACACAAACACUGAAAACAUAUUUGCAUAUUCAGUUACAGCUACAAACACAAAUACGAUGUUGUUGAACCCUUUUCUUGGUGCUAUAGAAUUAGAUGUAAAUCUCCAUUCAAUCUGAAUCUGUCUGGCGACCUUCCUUUUUAUUUGAAGCGUCGUCCAGCCGUUAGUAGCCCGUUGAUUGUGACCCAGCCUCUCACCUAAUGAAGCGGAUUGAUUUCAGCAUCGCGAGAUGAAAAGCAAUCCAGUCUUAAUAUUUUAACUCCAAGUCCAGGUAACUUUUUUUUUUCUCCCUAAAAAUUGGCCGCACUCUAGAUUUUUUACCUGACGAUGAUUUUUGCCUUAUUCACACACUUUGAGAAUCACAAGAACUACAUCUAAAGCUACCUUGAAGCAGUGUCUCACCAGUUCAGUUUGCAAAAAGAACAAAGCACUACAAAAAGCAUUUUGAUAAGAGAAGCUGUAUGAACCAAUUUCUGUGAACAAAGAAACUAUUGCCUUUACAUUAAGGGUACCAAAUAGUCUAGAGACAAACUCUAAUGAAAGGGAAGUAGAAUGACACUUGAAAAGAAGGUUUGGACUCACUUUUUUUUUGUCUGUGAGCCAUCCUUCCCAAUUUGCAUCAAGACAAAGAAAAAAAAAAGUCUGCAGUUCAUCCAGGCAGCCUGUUAUCGCUCCCAAAACACGUUAACGCUCACUAACUUCGAGUCGGAGCACAUAAUAAAACAUUGUGAAAUGUUUUCGGCAUCGUUGUCUUUUAUGGGCAAUUGUUUGUCUAAUGCAGGGAGGCUAAUUGUCUCCAACAUUUCCAAACACUCUGAAGAUUACCUUGGCUUCCUUCUGUGCUGCUAUCCAUGGUGUUCAUCCUGAGUACACUGGGUCUCUGAAGACUGCACUGUGAGACAUUAAAAACACAACGUAAAGUGUCUGUCCCUGCCGGGGGAUGUGAGUAUAUUUUAAUGUGCACAUCUAUGUCACAUAACCCACCGAUACUGACAGAAGGGAUAAAUCUCCACAAGAGCAUUUAUACUCCCAGCAUCUUGUGAUGGUUUUGUUUUAUCACUUCCUCCAAUGCACUUGUGCCCAAAAAUUAGCAGACAUUUUCAGACCACAAAAUUUAUCCCUGCCAUUUUUCUGUGCACUUAUUACAUCGCAGAGACAUCUUUCAAUUGUCCUCCUUCAACCCAUGUUCUAAGAUUAGCUUCCUGAAUACAAGGCUGUGAGUGUUGCUGCUAGAGCUGCGUUAAUUAAUCAAUUCAUCAUAGGGAAGGAAUUUGAUUGCCUAAAUUGUUUACUUCCAUUUUUUCUUUUUCUAAAAGUGUCAAAUAUUUGCAGGUUCCAGCUUUCUUUGGGUUUAAACUCUCGGUGUUGAUGAUAGAAAACAAUUUGCAGACUUAGUUAAGCGCUCUGAGGAACUGGGAUCAGCAUCUUUUAAAUUUGCAUUCAAAGUGGUGAAUUGAUUUGUCCUGAAAAAAUAAUUUGCAGAUUGAUUUAUUAUAUCAAGAAAUGUUUUGAGCAGCUCUAGUUGUUGCAGCAAAGUGUCCAGGAAAAAAUCAGAGUCACUCCCUCUUCCUGUUGUUUUGGGGACAGAAUUGAAUGACUACCCUUUUCUCAUUCAUAAUUCAUAGUCGAAAAGAAACAACUCGUCGUGUGUGAACAUUAAAUCAUGGCAACACUGAAAUCUUUUCUUUCACUACGUGUCUGGAAGGCUUCACUGUCAUCCAUUAACUACAAUCUGGCCCAGCAUAAGAAAACCUUUUUACUGCCCAAAGUUUGAGCAUUAUAAUAAGAUACAAGCACAAAACCAGGGGGAUGUAUUACCAAUGCAACUGGACUGCUCGCCUGCAGAGAGCUCUCCGUCAAAAGCUCUCGAUCGCUACAUUGUGCCAAAUACUAUUUCUCUCUCCGCCCCUUCAUUAGCUUUCCUCUUUCUCUCGACAUUUUGAUUCCCCCUGUAUGUUGCUGUUUCUCAACCUUCUGUCUCUUAUCUCUGUCUGUGCUUCUUCUUCUUCUUCUUCUUCUACCUACACUGUGCUCUCCCCCUCUUUCUCCUUCCUCCUGUCUUGUCCUCUCAUGGGCAGUGUGCUGGGUGUGCUGUUGCUGCUGCUGCUGCUGGUUUGUGGUGGUGGGAGUUAUGCACUAUAGGUCAUGAGGGUAUAAAAAUGUUUUCCCAGGCCGUAGAGUUCACAAGGCUAAAUUGCACAGAAAACACCUGCCUCCAAAUACUGUGACACCCACAAGACCAGCCAGCAACAUUAGCUCAAAGUAUCAAAUUCCCUCUACACGAAGAACACUUAGAAGAGUUUAGACCGUGAACUAUGGCCUUUUUUUCAUUCCAGAAGAAGAAGGCAAAUCUUGGUUGAAUAAAUAUUCAUGUGUCAGCUGAACAAACUGAGCUCGAGUUUCAGCCUCUAAACGAAGCAUAGUAAGGAAAAGAACGCAUACGAUAGCAAGAAGUAAGGUGGGAACUUGUUUGUGACCUCAAGCCGAAACAAUGACAUCCUUUAUGCAUAUCCUCUUAUCUGAAAAAUGACUAGAUUCAUUUCUGUGGAAUACAAUAUGUCAUGUCAUAUGAUCUAUAUGUACUUUAUUGUAGCUAUUCUAGUUUGUAGUCCAAAUGCAGUCCAGCGUUGUCGAUACAAUGUGAACUAUGUUAUAUUUGUGUGGAUGAUGAGAGUGCCAACUAAGCCUGAUUAAGAUUAGCUUCGCGAUUUGUUUGUGCAUUAUGAUGACUCAUCAUCAGCCGGUGGUGUCCAUAUUUCUGUCAUUGAUGAUUUAGUUUGACAGUAAGAAAAUGUAAAGAAUAUUGGAAGCAAUAUAGUAGCAUGUUGUCCUGUUUUGUGUUUUAUGUCUGUUGUAUGAACCUUUGAAAUUACUAAGAUUUUGAAUGAAUAGGUUUACAUGUACUUUUUGUAAGUUAUGAAAAUGCUGCUAUUUGAUAAGUAAACUAUACAAAAAUAUUUUAGUUGAAAAGAUGUCUGGUCUGUUGAUUAGAGAUGUGCUCCGAAAGGCCGGAGCAUACGACGAGGUGUAUAGAAAUACUAUACAGUAUUGGUAAGAUAGUAAAAGUAAUAAUAGACUCCAUAGUACAACCUGUGCCAAACUAGACCUCCGCAGCUUCUGAAAUUGUAGAUGUGCGAUCAAAUGUUAGAUAUCAAUAACUUGUUUAGAAGUGCUGAUCAAGUGCCAAUCAAACACUGUCUUUUAAGUUAAGAAAAGAUAAUCAAAUACAUGACUUAAGAAAAACAAAGGACAAAGAACUUUUUGUGCAUUGUUUUAUCCCAUAGGUACAUAGAGUAAGAGUUAAAGAUUGUGAUUUUUAUGGAUCCAUGUUGUUUUACACUCCAUGCAUCCCUUGUGUGUUUGUUUGACCUGUGGCUUAAAGUACUGCUGUCUCACAAAUGUCUCUCUAUAGGCCAGCAUGGACUAAAGCAUAACAUGUUAUAAGCAUUCAUAACAUACCAUUAACAAUCAAAAAUGUGUUUGUGGAGUUAGGUGUUAUCUUUUUGCACGUCUUCUAUUGCAUGGUAUCAAACGUUUAAAAAAAAUAAAAUAUGGAGGAAAAAAAUAAAAUAACAAAAACUUUUGCGAGGGUGUCUCGCAACAUUCAAAGACAUUACGCUGCAUGCAGUCAAAUGUAAAAGCACUUAAGUUUACUCGCCUCAUGUUGGGAAAAAAAAAAGAGUUGUUUUUUUAUGUCGUGAGUUGGGAGGGAGAUCAUUAUUGUCAUGUUGGCCCAAAACACACACACCCACACACACACACGCACACACACAUAUACACACACAGAUCAAAUUGUCAUCUUCACGUCAUCACAGAUGUUUUGAUUUUUAGGUACAGUGAGGAGUAUUACAAAUGUGAAACAAGCAAACGUGAAAAUGUUACUCAGUGCAUUGGCUCUUUGUGUUUUUUUU
Molecule: messenger RNA, 7217 nt
Organism: Labrus mixtus (cuckoo wrasse)
Lineage: Eukaryota; Metazoa; Chordata; Actinopteri; Labriformes; Labridae
Gene: nova1
Product: NOVA alternative splicing regulator 1
Exons: 4
Coding region: 1028-2362 (444 amino acids)
Biological process (GO): mRNA splicing, via spliceosome; regulation of alternative mRNA splicing, via spliceosome
Cellular component (GO): cytoplasm; nucleus
Molecular function (GO): mRNA binding
Source: RefSeq, a predicted model, not a curated record